CUCCCUUUCUCUCUGUCUCGUCCCUUCUUUCCCCCUCUCCCUGCCUUGCCGGGUCCUCGCAUCUUCUCUCCCUCCCUCCCCUCCCUCCCCGGUGCCUCUUGGGUUGGAAUACAUAGUGAUGUGUUAACUACAGGAUGCCCAGCAGCACUGGAAAGAGGUUUAAACCUACUAAAUACAUCCCUGUCUCCACAGCAGCUGCCUUAUUAGUGGGUUCGACUACUUUAUUUUUUGUUUUCACGUGCCCCUGGUUAACAAGAGCCAUCUCCCCAGCCAUCCCUGUGUACAAUGGGCUCGUGUUCUUGUUCGUACUUGCAAACUUCAGCAUGGCGACGUUCAUGGACCCUGGAGUUUUUCCACGAGCAGAUGAAGAUGAGGAUAAAGAUGAUGACUUCCGAGCUCCACUCUACAAGAAUGUGGAGAUUAAAGGAAUCCAAGUACGGAUGAAAUGGUGUGCCACCUGCCAUUUCUAUCGCCCGCCCCGCUGCUCCCAUUGCAGCGUCUGUGACAACUGCGUUGAGGACUUUGACCAUCACUGCCCAUGGGUCAACAAUUGCAUAGGACGGAGGAACUACCGAUAUUUUUUCCUCUUCUUGCUGUCCUUAAGCACACACAUGGUCGGAGUGUUCACUUUUGGGCUGAUCUAUAUUUUAAACCAUAUGGAAAAGCUGGGGGCAGCUCACACCACCAUUACCAUGGCUGUCAUGUGUGUGACUGGAUUGUUCUUUAUCCCAGUCAUUGGUCUCACAGGUUUCCAUAUUGUUCUAGUGGCACGAGGGCGUACAACCAAUGAGCAGGUGACGGGUAAGUUCCGUGGGGGGGUGAAUCCUUUCACUCGAGGGUGCUGCGGUAACGUGGAACAUGUGCUCUGCAGCCCUCUGGCUCCCAGGUACAUUGUUGAGCCAAAGAAAAAGCAGGCUGUGAGUGUGAAGCCUCCUUUCUUCAGACCAGAUCUAUCCGAGCGACAGAUCACAGUGAAGAUAAGUGACAAUGGGAUCCAAGCCAAUCUUAACCGAAGCAAGUCUAAAGUUAGCCUGGAAGGUCUGGAGGAUAAAACCAUGGACAUCCAGCCACCUCUGCCUCCCAAAGGAGAUCCAAGCAAGUACUCUGAACUGAAGGGGCAGCUGGGAACCAGUGAAGAGAGUGGUCUUUCACCUAAAUUGAUCAGUCCCCCAACUCCUGCCAUGUAUAAGUAUCGACCAGCUUUCAGCAACAAUUCCAAAGUCCACUACCACGCUGCAGCUGAGCAGAUCACCAUGCAGGAGGGACACAAGCAAGGAGUUUUGAUUGAAGAGAAUGACCAGAGUCUUGAUUAUCAAUCGGAGCCCAACCUGGACAUCUCGAACUACAGGAAGAGCUCGCUUCACAAGACUUAUCAGUCCUCCCCACUCCAGAUAGACUCCUUCGCCGUCAAUUCGCGAUCCCUGAGCUUGAAGUCUGCCAGCAGGAGAGGGACAGACAAAGUGCCACUGCAUCCAAUAAAAUCAGAAGGGGCUGCUUCCACCCCCUACAAAAGCAUCUUUUCCCCCAACUCCCUGUCAAACAGAAAUGGAAGUCUGUCUUAUGACAGUUUGCUAAACUCCAUGUCCCCUUCCGGGAGGAAAUGCAUAGUCCAUUCUGCUGUUGGCUCCGUGGGGUACCAUUCGCCAUAUUUGUCAGCCAAAAUGUGCCACCUACGGGGAAGCGAGCUGCAGCGCCAGGCUCCACAGAGUUUCAGCCCGGUGCUGGGGGGCCCAGCGUCGCACCAGCGGGACCCCUCUCCCGUCCGUUACGACAACCUUUCAAAAACCAUCAUGGCAUCCAUCCAGGAGAGGAAAGAAAUGGAAGAGAGGGAGAAGCUCCUCCUGUCACACCCGGAUUCAGUGUUUGCAGACUCGGGUGUGUAUGACACCCCUAGCUCUUACAGCCUUCAACAAGUCAGCGCGCUGUCUGAAGACCCUCGCAGCAUGGUGAUGAGAUAUGGCUCCAGAGACAAUUUGAUGACUGCGACCAAUUUUAGCACAAGGAACCCUAUACUGCAGUCCUCGGUGUCUUCCCUCUCAAGUGCAAUGGCCAGGGCACCAAGGACUUCCACAACUUCCCUUCAAGCCGAUCUAGCCAAUAACAAUGUCCAGUCCCAUCAGGCACUACAAGGCAGGGUGAGCAAUGGCUCCUACAAGUCACCAGGCCAUCAGGUCCCAUCAUCCCCUACAGGGAUGCCUAGGUCACCCUCUUAUGGAGGUCCAAAGGCUGUCUCAUUUGUUAACACUGUGGAAAUAACGGAGGUGCAAUCUGUGGGAGCACAAAGACGUGAACCAUUGGCUCUUAUCAACCGGAAAAAGAAAAAUGAAGAGACUGGGGAAGAAGAGCUUGCUUCCCGCCUAGAUCACUGCAAAGCAAAAGCUACUAGACACAUAUUCCUUAUCCGCCAUUCUCAGUACAACGUGGAUGGUCGGAUUGAUAAAGACAGAAUUCUGACCCAACUGGGUCGUGAGCAGGCAGAGCUGACUGGGCACAGGCUGGCAAGUUUGGGGUUGAAAUUUGAUACAAUUAUCCACUCCUCUAUGACCAGAGCAACAGAAACAACCGACAUCAUCAGCAAGCAUCUUCCAGGGGUCAAAAAAAUUAGUACUGACCUACUAAGGGAGGGAGCACCUAUAGAACCAGUCCCUCCAGUAUCUCACUGGAAACCAGAAGCUGUACAGUAUUAUGAAGAUGGGGCUCGUAUCGAGGCUGCUUUCCGAAAUUAUAUUCAUAGGGCUGAUGCAAAGCAGGAAGAGGACAGCUAUGAGAUUUUUGUUUGCCAUGCCAACGUGAUCCGCUACAUAGUUUGCAGAGCAUUACAGUUCCCUCCGGAAGGCUGGCUUCGGAUGUCCCUUAAUAAUGGCAGUAUAACCCACUUGGUGAUCCGUCCUAGUGGCAGAGUGGCACUUAGAACACUUGGAGACACAGGAUUCAUGCCUCCAGAUAAAAUCACACGCACCUGAGUCUGUGCAGGUGAUGGCCACCUGGGAGUUGUUUCUGGUCUCUCUGCACUAGUACAUCCAACUAUUGUACCACUAAAUUUCUAUUUAAUGCUGUUUUAAAAUUGUACUUUAAGCCUUUCAGUCCAAAAAAGAUGAAUGUGCAUUUCUUCAGGGUUCUAUGGACUUUACUUAAUCACUUCAUACAAUGAAGAGUGGCACCUCCCUGCUCUGAGGUGUGGAGUACGAAAAGACUGAUGAAAGGAUAUUUGUGCUCAACUAUUUGAGAGCACCACUUGCUUGUAAAGUGAAUAUUACUCUUCCUUAUUGAGCUUUUGGUGAACUGAUUCCUAUGCUAGAGAGGAGUAUGAUACUAGUGCUUUUCCCGGUUGAAGUUACGUACAUGUGUGUGUUUAGCAGGCAUACUAAAAUGAGGAGAGAAGUAUACAGCUCUGGUGUUAAGUUUAAUGCUCCCUGCUUUAGAAGUUCAUUCCCCUAUUCUGAAAAAUACUCCUAGCAACAGUAUCUCUCACACAUCUUGCUCCAGAAGGAAAGUAAAUGGUAAGCCAGUUUUAUUAUACAUCCUUGUCCUUAUGCCUGAAUGGGGCUUGGGGUAGUGACAGACUGGUCAGUUAGUAGAGGGCUCUGCAGUAGAUUGUUCUCAAAGCUUACCUGCAUAAGACAAGCACUAACAAGCAGUCUGCCUCCAUUGAGCUUCAUGUUGCCCUGGACUAAGCUUAUCAAAUAGGGAGUUAGGUACUUUGACACUGUCAAUUCCUAUAUACCUUUUGACACUCCAACCCUGAGUGCUAAGUUUGGGCAAAAUUCUGGUGCUAGACUGAUUUUUUUUAAUAGCAAAUAAGUGUGGGAAGUUAAUGUAGUCAGGUGAGAACAAGGAUCAUGCUAAUCACUGGACGUUUUACAACACAAGCUUUUCUUGAAGAAAAUGCUAGGUACUCACCUUGGCCUUGUCAGAGCCAAUAUGAAAUUUUAAUCAUGAGAAACACUGCCUAGCAAACUGUGCAGCUGAAACCAUGAACUUUUUCCAGGCUGUUUAAAUUGCUCCAACUGCAACAGAGACAGAUGGCUUAAUGAAACAGGUUACUAAAAACAAAACUUUUCAUAUACAAAGGGGUAUGGCAGAUGGUCUUCAGCAAUCACUGCAAGAAAUUGGAAUAACUGUCAACUUUUUUAAAUUUUGAAUAAAAAUUCAAGUGGUCUCUGUGUGUACCUUUGAGUGUAGCAGUCAUCACAUUUGGAACAAAUACUGCAAGCCCUAAGAGGGAAGUGUAUUGGUGAAGUAGCAUGACAUUUCUACAUUUAAUCCCUCCAAUAUAAUAGGUUGCUUUUAUUAAUGGUAUUUGUGUUAGAUCAUGAACCAAAUGCCUGAAACAGCAUAUGCUUGUGUUCUACAGAUAUAUGGGCAUCUUAAAAAUCCCCCACCCUAUGUAAUCAGUAGCAGAAUGUCUAUUGCUGAAUAUUUUGUGCACUUUAUUCCAGCACAUCACAUACACAAUAUUGAAAGAACCAUAAAUGCAUGCAGGGUGGAAGGCAAGAGCACAUACAACACAUUUUUGCACAUGUACAGAAAUCAGCAUUUGUAUUGGCACUAAGCUUUAAAAUCAAAAUAACUAAAUCCAUAUAAGACAAAAUUAAGCUGGCAAUAGCCUUAUUUAGAGAGUACAGAUUUUGUACUAUUAAAAUACCCCCCUCUGAUCUGAGCAUAAAUCUCUCCCCCCAAACAUGGGUAUUUCUUUUAAAUGUCAACAAUCAAGACAAACAUCUUUCAGGUUGUGAAAUGUUUUCCAAACCUAUAGUUUCAUGUCCCAAAUUGAGGCACCAAUUAAAUUUCAUCAUAGAAAUGAAACCAUGGUAUCUCAAGGAAAGCUACUUCAGUUUUGCAACAUGGAUACAUAUUCCCAUCCACCUAUUGCCCUAGGACACCUUAACUACGUGUUUACUUUGAAUAGAAAGAAUAGCAGCUAAACCUCAGCAUUUUAAAGUCAUGCUUGCAAAGGGUCUUUUGUUGUCAGAGGUCAACUAC
This is a messenger RNA of Gopherus evgoodei (Goodes thornscrub tortoise), 4983 nucleotides long. It is a transcript of the gene ZDHHC8, whose product is annotated as zinc finger DHHC-type containing 8. The transcript has 15 exons. Gene Ontology annotation, molecular function: palmitoyltransferase activity. Gene Ontology annotation, biological process: protein palmitoylation. Bases 135 to 2963 code for a protein of 942 amino acids. The record is from RefSeq and is a predicted model, not a curated record. NCBI's taxonomy places the organism in Eukaryota, Metazoa, Chordata, Testudines, Testudinidae.